UAUUCUGUCACUGUUUGCUAUACCACACAGUCUGCCAGUUUUUUUGAACAUGGAGAAGAUCACAGACUACCUUUGCAAAUACAAAGACUACAUUUUUGCUGUUGGAGUCACAACAGCAGAGUACAUAGACUCGCUGCAAAACUUUGAGAUCCGGGACACUGAUGUGUUCCUUGUCACCUAUCCCAAGUCAGGAACAGUGUGGACACAACAAAUUGUGGCGCUGAUCUGCGAGUCCGACUUCAGGGACUCUGCCCUCUACCCCAACAACUUGGAGAGAAUGCCAUGGCUGGAAUACCUCGAGGGCCGUCCGGACUACUCACUGCGGCCCUCCCCGCGACUCUUUGCCUCUCACCUCACCCCAGCCCUGAUGCCCCCUGGAUUGAGGGACAAGAAGGCAAAGAUCAUUUAUGUCAUGAGGAACCCAAAGGACAAUGUGGUGUCAUAUUAUCAUUUCUGCAAUGCAUGGAAGUAUUUGGAGACCCCAAACAGCUUUGAUGAAUUUCUGCAGCAGUACCUUGUAGGGCAAGUUGGGGCUGCAUCCUGGUUCGACCACGUGCGUGUCUGGUACUCUCAGCGAAAGCAGUACGAUAUAUUGUUUCUGACAUAUGAAGACAUGAUCAUGGACCUUCGGUCCGCUGUGCAGCAGAUUUCCCACUUCCUGGGGCGAGACCUUGACGAGGCAGACAUUAACAGAGUAGUGGAAAAAGCCACCUUCAAGAACAUGAAGACAGAUCCAAAAGCUAACUAUGAGUUCUUGCCUGAGGAGCUCCUUAACAGAGAUAAAAGUCUCUUCCUGCGUAAAGGAACCAUUGGUGACUGGAAAAACACGUUCACAGUGAAACAGACUGAGAUGUUCGACCGCAUUUACCGAGAGAGAAUGGGGGACCUGCCACUGAAGUUCAUAUGGGAAAUGAAUGGACAGCCACAGUGACAUCUUAUUAUGAAGGUGUACGAAGACUACAACUGUAAUUGAAUUUGCCCCCUCUCUCUUGCAAGCUGCUCUCUCUCUCUCUGUCUGAAUGUCUCUCUCGCUCCUAUACACACACACAUACACACAUGCACAGAGACACACAAAGAAACACACGCACACACACACACACACACAACCCACCAUCCCCUUAAGUGACAUUCACAGCAUAUUCACCACCUGUUGGAACCAAGCUGAGAUUUGAAUUAAACCAACUCAAGUGCCUUUGUGCCCAUUUCCACUUCAUUAAGUAACAGGAAAAUAAAUAGUAUGCUCAAUCCUA
Molecule: messenger RNA, 1250 nt
Organism: Clupea harengus (Atlantic herring)
Lineage: Eukaryota; Metazoa; Chordata; Actinopteri; Clupeiformes; Clupeidae
Gene: sult3st1
Product: sulfotransferase family 3, cytosolic sulfotransferase 1
Molecular function (GO): sulfotransferase activity
Source: RefSeq, a predicted model, not a curated record